This is a messenger RNA of Capsicum annuum, 998 nucleotides long. RefSeq names its product NDR1/HIN1-like protein 26. NCBI's taxonomy places the organism in Eukaryota, Viridiplantae, Streptophyta, Magnoliopsida, Solanales, Solanaceae. The record is from RefSeq and is a predicted model, not a curated record. The transcript has a single exon. Gene Ontology annotation, biological process: defense response to other organism. Bases 140 to 823 code for a protein of 227 amino acids.
CUUUACUUGCUUGAAAAAAUUGAAACAUUCUUUGACAUUACUUUGUGCUCCAGCUAACUAACCUUAACAUAUAUGUACUCAGGUUCCCUGAAUUUGGUCGUGUUUUUCAACCUCAAUAACAACAAUAUUAGUCUCAACCAUGUAUCCUACGAAAAUGGAUAACACGAACGAGUUACCUGUUUAUGCAAAUCAAGACCACCCCGUAAGAAGGCACCACUCGGCUCGAUACUAUGCUCGCCAUAUUAAAGAGAGUCUAACUACUAGAGUCUCCAAACUAGUUUGUACAAUUUUCUUAACCCUUCUUUCUAUUCUUGGAAUCAUCGCGUUUAUUUUAUGGCUAGGUUUGCGCCCUCAUCGUCCAAGAAUUUUUCUACAUGACUUCUCAAUUCCAGCUAUAAGUCAGGGAAUUGGACCUGAAAGUGCUCAAAUUAACUUUAACGUGACAGCACGUAAUUCAAAUCAAGUUAUGGGGAUUUUUUAUGAUGCAAUGCAGGUGACAGCCAUUUAUCAAGACCAAAGUAUUGGGAUUUCCCAAUUGUUGACUCCAUUUUAUCAAUUGCCCAAAAAUACAACAGUUCUUGCUGGUACAUUUUCUGGCCCCAUGGUGACGGUGACUGGAACACAGUGGCAGCAAAUGCUCGAUGACCGGUCUCGUGGAACGGUGGUUUUACGGCUAGAAUUAACCGCAAGGAUUCGAUUUAAGAUAUGGUCAUGGAAAAGCAAACAUCAUAGGAUGCAUGCUAAUUGUCCUGUGGGAGUAGGACAAGAUGGUAUGAUCUUGGCUGGGUACAUAGAUAAGAGAUGUCCAGAAUAUUUCAAUUAGACAUUUCAAUCCAUGCUUUCCUCUCAUUGAAUUUUCUUUUUUUCUCUUUUUGUAUUUGACUGUGUAUAAAAAGAGUACAUUCCUUUCAGGCAGGGUACCUCUAUUUUUUUUCUUCCUUUAAUGUGCAUCUCGUAAUGCGGAUGCCUACUAAUUAAUGGAAAAACGCUUCCUAUCA